CUCUCUCUCUCUCUCUCUUUUUGUUAAGUCAGGAAAUUAUUUGCAUGCAAUCCACAUGAGCAUACAAGAGCAGUUUAGGAGAUGUCUGUGUGCUGAAGGGCUGGUCUCCUGAUGAUGUGGUAUAGGAAACAAAAAUCCCUUUAAAGGAUGGCUAUCCGAGAGCUGAAAGUUUGCCUUUUGGGGGAUACUGGGGUUGGCAAGUCAAGCAUUGUUUGCAGAUUUGUUCAAGACCAUUUUGACCAUAAUAUCAGCCCCACUAUUGGCGCGUCUUUUAUGACUAAAACCGUACCUUGUGGGAAUGAGCUGCAUAAAUUUCUGAUAUGGGAUACUGCUGGUCAGGAACGAUUCCAUUCACUGGCACCAAUGUACUACCGAGGCUCAGCUGCUGCUGUUAUUGUAUAUGAUAUUACAAAGCAGGACUCGUUCCAUACACUGAAGAAAUGGGUGAAGGAGCUGAAAGAACACGGUCCAGAGAACAUUGUCAUGGCUAUCGCCGGAAACAAAUGUGAUCUCUCUGACAUCAGGGAAGUAUCAAUGAAAGAUGCCAAGGAAUAUGCAGAUUCCAUUGAGGCAAUUGUUGUUGAAACUAGUGCAAAGAAUGCCAUCAAUGUUGAGGAACUCUUCCGUGGUAUAAGUCGGAGAAUCCCUCCACUGGAUCCACAUCAGAACGGCUCUAAUGGAGCGAUGAAACUUGGAAGACAGACCACACAGACCACAAACAGAUGCUGUUGAUCUCGUUAGCCAUGAUGUUCACAUAAUGAGAUGGUUUACCAACAACAAGCAGUACCUUGAAACAAACUAAGGAGCACAUGUAAAACAACAAAAGCAUGCCGAGUUUUAAAUCCUUUAGCAUGCAGUUCAAAAUAUUCCUCAUUGUUUACAAUUGUUUUUUGCUCAUGAUGUUUGCUUAUUUGGAAGCAAUUACUGUACUGCAUUUUUUGAAAUUUUAUCAGAGGCCUUGGAAUUGUCAGUUUUUUUUACAGUGUAAUUCAAGUUUUUUCUAAUCAAAAGCCUAGUAAUCGAGUUACAGUAUAUUUUGCACAUUACACUAAAACUCAAAUGUAUUUCUAUACUCGAUUUCAUGAGCUGACAUGGAAACUAAGUGGGACGUAAAUAGGGCUCACUAACCAAAAUACCUAUUAGCGGGACUUCAGGUACAAGGACCCUAGAAAGUCAUGACAGAUCCAUUUAUCCUAUAUACAUACUCCUUUUAUACAUUUCGGUGUUUACUAAGUUUUGCCAUG
Nanorana parkeri is the source of this 1244-nucleotide messenger RNA. RefSeq names its product RAB31, member RAS oncogene family (gene RAB31). The record is from RefSeq and is a predicted model, not a curated record. Bases 148 to 732 code for a protein of 194 amino acids. NCBI's taxonomy places the organism in Eukaryota, Metazoa, Chordata, Amphibia, Anura, Dicroglossidae. Gene Ontology annotation, molecular function: GTP binding; GTPase activity. The transcript has 7 exons.